Messenger RNA from Pipra filicauda (Wire-tailed manakin), 3395 nucleotides. RefSeq names its product caspase 3 (gene CASP3). Bases 1355 to 2203 code for a protein of 282 amino acids. Gene Ontology annotation, biological process: keratinocyte differentiation; proteolysis; neuron differentiation. The record is from RefSeq and is a predicted model, not a curated record. The transcript has 8 exons. NCBI's taxonomy places the organism in Eukaryota, Metazoa, Chordata, Aves, Passeriformes, Pipridae. Gene Ontology annotation, cellular component: cytoplasm.
CCCCGCGGGGCUCCCGGCACGGCGGGUCCGGCAGUGCUGCGGGCAGGGGUCCGUCCCGCCCUGCCCGCGGGAGAGGCGGCAGAGCGGCCGCGGUGCUCUCCCGGCGCCCGCCGCUUCCCACUGCCCGGGGCAGGGCGCGGGACCUCGGCUAUGAGUUUUCCGGAAGCUUAAGGUAGACAGUUUGCUCUGCUUUUGUGGAGAAGCUGCCGAAACAAACGAACAAGCAAACAAACAAACAAAAAAUAGGAGAAAAGAGAAAGAAAAAAAGAAAGCACUUUAAGCUGCUCUCUGGUGUCCCCCCCGGUGGACCAUUAACUAACCGGAAGCGCAGGGUCAGAAUCUGCAUCUGGAUCUACCAAAAAAAGAGGGUUAAACCUCGUGUGUACCGGCCGUGCCAGUGCUGGAGGAAAUUAGUUUGAAACUCUCACAGACACUGUGACUAACCUUUUCUAAUCUAGUCUUUUUACCCUUUGACUCAUAGUUCUCUCCUUCAAUUAUCCGCCUGUCAGGUGGUAGGUUUCAAACUAACACAUCAUGCCGUUGAUGUUAAGGAGGCCGAUAAGGCUAUUGCUUAUUGCAUUGGUGAUGUGUUUUAAUUGGUAUUGGUGAAUUAAUAAGCAAGGGUCCCAUCUACACCCGGAAUAAUUUCAGCUCUUGCUAAUUUUGCAUCUUAAUGCUGACUGACUAGAAGUCUGUUUGCUUUUGGAAGAUCAGAGUGCUGGCCCGGUGUCUGGGCUUUCCAACUACCACAUCCAGACCAGAAGUAAUGGGCAAGGCUGUCACAGAAUUGGCAUGCUUCCAUCAGUGGUAGCAGUAUUUAGUAGGGGGAUAUUGUCAUAUGGAAAAUAUAAUGGUAUAUUUCAAAUGUUUUUCAGUUUUUCAUAUAGUCAGCUUCUAUUUUUUCCUUAUGUUAUUAAUCAGAUAAUUAUUGUUUAGCAUUGUACAUUGUAGAAUGGAAGCGUUUUAAUUGCAUGUCUGCAUGCAAAUUAUCGCAAUAUGCCAUAUAUAUGUUUCUGUACAUAAAAUAUCUUCUUUGAAUGCUUGACAUUUUCUCUUGCAGUCAUGUGAGGUGGAAAACUGCCCUUUUGUAAUCUUUAAGGACAUGUUUUACAAUGCUGAUGUCUGGUUUGGACAUGUGUUUUAAUACUGCUACAAUCAUUGCUUUAUAGCAGCAGAUAUAUACUCAAGGAAAUUUCCUGUUUGCUGCAUUACAUAAUACAGUUCUCAAGUCUGGAAUAAUUUGGUGAGGAAGAUUUCUUAAUUACAUCAGUGCUCCAAUAUACAAAGAAAUAGUAUUCAGAGUAACCCUGAAGGUCUUUUGAAGUCACUAAAAACCUGAUAAUUGAAAGCCAUAAUGGCAGACAUUGGAGAUGGACCACAUUUGGGGGCAGAUCUGACAGAUGCAAAAUCUAUUCCAGGUUUCAAAGGAAAGAACCUACCUGCUAGCAAGUCUAUGGACUCUGGAAUUCUGCCAGACUACAGUUACAGAAUGGAUUAUCCAGAAAUGGGGGAAUGUAUAAUAAUAAACAAUAAGAACUUCCACAGACGUACUGGGAUGCUACCCCGUUCAGGUACAGAUGCGGAUGCUGCAAGUGUCAGAGAGGUUUUUAUGAAGUUGGGAUAUAAAAUAAAGAUCAACAAUGAUCUUUCAUGUGAGGACAUUUUUAAUCUAUUGAAAAAAGUUUCUGAAGAAGAUCACAGCAAGCGAAGCAGUUUUGUUUGUGUGUUGCUAAGCCAUGGUGAUGAAGGACUAAUCUAUGGUACAGAUGGCCCUCUUGAACUGAAAGCACUAACAAGCCUUUUCAGAGGUGACAGGUGCCGAAGUUUAGCAGGAAAACCCAAGCUCUUUUUCAUUCAGGCUUGUAGGGGGACCGAAUUAGAUUGCGGUAUUGAGACAGACAGUGGGUCAGAAGAAACAAUGUGUCAAAAAAUACCUGUAGAAGCAGACUUUCUGUAUGCAUAUUCUACAGCUCCAGGCUAUUACUCCUGGAGGAAUUCAGCUGAAGGCUCCUGGUUUAUUCAGUCACUGUGUAAAAUGCUGAAGGAACAUGCAAGGAAGCUUGAACUCAUGCAGAUUCUAACUCGUGUAAAUCGCAAAGUGGCAGAGUAUGAGUCCUGCUCAACUCGACAAGAUUUUAAUGCAAAGAAACAGAUUCCAUGUAUUGUCUCUAUGCUCACCAAAGAAUUUUAUUUCCCUUCCUAAAAGAAUUUUUCAGUUCAUGUUUUUAUCUGCAAUUUAUGUGCAGUGUUAGUACAAAAUAACACUUUUAAAUCUGAAUAAUUGUUUACUACUGUGUGUGGCACAAUGAACUAUCUCAGAGUUAGAUAUGUCCGUUAUUAGAAGUAAAGAGUAGUAUGGCUAUGUUAGAAAUGCAAACUUGAGUAGCUGAAGCACAGGCAGAUUUCAAAGUAGUGCUCUGAGUAUUGCAAACAAUUAGGAAGGGGAGACUGAAGAAAGAUCACAUCGUUUAUCAGAACUAUUUGGUGCUACAUUGCUCUUUGCUGAAGGGGCAGAGAAAAACAGUUCUUGUAAAUAGUUUGGUUUCAUAUCUUACAAAGAAGAUUCAGAAUGUGCUUUGUGUAUUAAUUAUGAUUAUAUGAUAGCGUUGUCACACAUUUCUCCUUAACUCAAGUUCUAGAAGUUUAGGUUAUAAAUUAACCUAAACUAUUUUUAUAAUUUUGGGCAUAAACUGUGGAAAACAGCCAUUUCACUUUUUUACAUACAAGUAGGAAGCAUGUGUAGAAUACAGUCAGUUUUUCCUGAUAAUUUUUUAAUUUUGUGCAUGGAAUAUUUGAUAAAGCAAUUAUAUCAACAUGGUAGCUGUUUCAAAAUAAAUUUUGUAUUCUGACCUUGAAGCUGAGUGCCUAAGGGACCAGUCUUCCAAAAUUUCUUUUUCUGCAGCUCCCUAAAGGGUGGAGCUGUUGGGGCAUAUUUGGGGCUGUAUCAAUGCAAAAGGAAGUCUGCAUUCUGAAUAGUCUGCUUUUGUCUUUCUGGCCUUAAAUAAGAGUGGGUUUGCUCUGUGCUACAUGUAUACCAUAUGUAAUCUGUGUGAAAACCUAGAUUUGUGGUACUGGAGAAAUUUAACUUCUUUAAUACCAAUUUGAGUUAAUUACAAAACUUUAGCUAAAAUAUGUUAACAAAUAGUAAAUUUCUUGACUGAAUUUUGUAAAACAGACUUCUACAAAAUUGUAAAACAUUUCUGCUUAUGUUUCAGCUUGUAGCAGUCUCUUUAAGAUCAGAGGAAGACAGAAUACUAAAUGACUAUAGGGUGCUUGCAAAACAAGACUUGAAACUCUUCAGAUUGUGUAGCAUAAACAAUGUUAGCGAAUUGAUGUUCACUUCCAGAGGCAUUUGGUACUUUUUUUAAAAAUUAAAUACUGUUUCCUAAAUUGUA